This is a messenger RNA of Humulus lupulus (European hop), 681 nucleotides long. RefSeq lists its product as uncharacterized. Gene Ontology annotation, biological process: DNA integration. NCBI's taxonomy places the organism in Eukaryota, Viridiplantae, Streptophyta, Magnoliopsida, Rosales, Cannabaceae. Gene Ontology annotation, molecular function: nucleic acid binding. The transcript has 3 exons. The record is from RefSeq and is a predicted model, not a curated record. The coding region runs from base 1 to 681 and encodes 226 amino acids.
AUGGCCGCAUACCUAACAAGGGUAAAAGGUUAUUUGGAGAAAUUGGAGGGGUAUAACAUAGAACAAAUCCCAAGAGAGAGGAAUACCCACAUCGAUACACUCGAGUUUGUACCUGUGGAGUACUUAUCCAAGCCAAGUAUCACUGAAGUAGAGGUUCACUUGAUCAACACUCCCAAAGAAUCAUGGGUCAGCCCAAUUAUGAUAUACCUGAAGGAUAGAGCUCUACCGAUAGACAAGAGAGAAACUCGGAGGCUGGCAUAUAAAGUCGCCCAGUACACCCUAGUAGAGGGAGUCUUGUACAAGAGAGGAUUUUUUGUACUGCUCUUGCGGUGUGUUGAUGAAGAGGAAGCAAUGAAAGUUCUAUAUGAAAUACACGAUGGCGAAUGUGGCAACCAUGCGAGUAGGCCAUCUAUGGCCAGGAAAGCCAUGAGACAAGGGUACUACUGGCCCUCUAUGGAGAAGGAUGCUAGUGACUUCGCAAGAAAGUAUGGAGUGUCGUACAAAAUCAUUUCUGACAAUGGCACCCAGUUUGAGGGGGAAAUGUUCGAGGAGUACUGUAAGGAGAAAGGAAUAAGGAUAAGCUUCUCGGAUGUUGUACAUCCACAGGCCAAUGGGCAGGCACAAAUUAGUACUGAGAAUACUCUGUCGAAUUGCUCUGAGAAAGCUUUGAAAGAGUAUUAA